Messenger RNA from Ahaetulla prasina, 7618 nucleotides. It is a transcript of the gene MACC1, whose product is annotated as MET transcriptional regulator MACC1. Lineage: Eukaryota; Metazoa; Chordata; Lepidosauria; Squamata; Colubridae. The record is from RefSeq and is a predicted model, not a curated record. Bases 169 to 2724 code for a protein of 851 amino acids. The transcript is spliced from 5 exons. Gene Ontology annotation, molecular function: protein binding. Gene Ontology annotation, cellular component: cytoplasm.
CUUCUAAUUAGGAAGGUAAUCGAUUCUACGUUUUGGAAGCUUGCGCGGGAUUAUUAAGACUCCUGAAUCACUCGUAAGUUUCUAAAGUGAUGCUUCAGGAUCAGCAUAAUUAACCUCUGCAGAUUUGGUGGGAGAGAAAGAUUUAUCUUAAAUCAUCUAGGAAGAAAAAUGUCUGUUUCCUGUCAUUUAAAGGAAUUUUCAUGGAGCAAAUCAGAAGGAUCUUUGGUUGACUUGGAUGAUGGAAGCUUUACAAGAAAUGAUUGGACAGACAAUAAGGAAAAUGAAUUGCAUCGUAAAUCACACUGGACUGGAGAAUUUAAGCAAGAUGCCCCUGGUGGAUUUAAGACAAAUCCGUUUUGGAAGGAACUGUCAGCAUCUAAUCCAUUUUUAGAUGACAUAGCUGAAUCAUGUAACAAAGAAAAAAACAAUAGACGGGUAUCUAUCUUGAAAGAAGAUCCAGAUUUAUUUUUUAGAGAUUCAAAUGGUAGGGAUUCUGCUGCUUCAUCAGGAGAUGAACUAAAUUUCGAAUAUCUCUUUUGUCGCAAACCUUCUAAAAGAUCUGCAAAAUCUAGGAGUGUUUCAGAUCUUUUGGAUAUUAUAGAUGUAAGGUGUGAAUUUUCUAAUACAGCACCACCCAAUUAUGUCCUACCUCCAGAAAGUGAAGCAUUUCAGAAUCAACGUGAGGCCUAUAAGACAGCUUGGUUGAAUCAACGACAACUGGCCCGAUCUUGCCUGGAUUUGAAUGUGAUAAAUCAGGGUCCUGGAUGGGCACAGACCCAAUCUAUAGAAACCCAUAUAGUCUGCAAAGUGAAUUAUGAAGGUGGUUCAGUGCAGCUUCCCGACGCAGAUAUUACUGUUCAUUUCCCUGAAGGUCAUGUGGCACUUGGAGAAUUCCAAGAAGUUGGCCUGCAGGCAAUCCUUGAUUCUCCACCAUCACUUAAUGAUGAGUUUUCAACCACCUUGACCCCUUUGAUUGAACUUACCUUGAGCAACCUUAAUACUACUGAAGCUAUUUUACUAGAGAUGAAAAUUGCAGCUGAAAUAAAAAAGGAUCCUUUUAGUCAGGUAAUGACUGAAAUUGUUUGUCUGUGUAGUUGCAAUAAGGAAGGGCCAUUUGAAAAAAUACACAAUUGUUACAUUUAUAAAGAUACUGUACAAGUGAAACUAACAGAUCUUAGUCACUUGAUGUAUAUUGUUGUUGUAGCUCAAACAAACACAGUUAAUUCUCUUGUAAGUGUUUGGGAAUAUAUCCACAGAAAACUUUCAGUUGGGAUUUAUGGACCAAAACAUAUCCAUCCGUCUUUCACUGUUGUGUUUGCUUUGUUCAAUCACAACUAUGUUCCUGAGAAACUAACAGUAUGUGACAUUAAAAGAGGAGGAAAGAGCUUACCCCCAGUUAUUUUCCAGCUAUGGGGGAAGCACACAUUUAUACUGGAGAAACCGCAAGACCUCAGCAUUUCUGUUGUCUCCUGUGACCCAGAUUUUGAAGUGAAGAAAGAAGAACAAAGGAAAGAAAUUAAAGAAGAAAAAUUGAAAGGAGGUGGUGGAGUAAUUCACCGACAUUUUCCAUUUUCUAUAAUCUGCAAUAGGAAAAUACAUAUUUUUGUCUUCCGUGUUCAAAUCAAAGCCCCAGAAAAUAACCUGGCAUGCCAGUUUUACAUUACAACACCUGAACCACCUCCUAAGUUAUUAAUGGGUGUAACUAACAAGCCAAACCGAAUUGAAAAACGCAAGGAAAUAAAAUCUGCACCGUUAUUAUUAUUGUCCACCAUAAAAUAUCCUAUCUUUCAAGACAAGGUUUUAAAUAUUACCCGCUAUGGUACAGCACUCAAAACAGUGUUACGCCAAAGUAAAAUUGAUUAUUUACUAGAAUAUUUUAAAGGUGAUACAAUAGGAAUACUUGGAGAAGAUAAGGUCAAAGCCAUUGGACAAACAAAAAUUAAAGAAUGGUAUGUAGGAGUUCUUAGAGGAAAAGUUGGCCUUGUACACUGCAAAAAUAUCAAAGUGAUAACUGAAAACAGAACUAUUGAUGUUGAGGAUAGUGAAAUCAUGACCAGUAGCCUCCUUGAACAGAUUGCAUUGCCUUUUAAAAAAUUGACUUAUAUCUAUUCAACAAUCUUAUCCACAGUAUCAGAGAACUUAAAUGAUUGGAAAGCUUUGGCUGAUGCUCUUCAGUUUUCAGAUUUGUCCCGGUAUGAUUUAAAUGCAUUACAAGUUGAAAAAGAGUCUGAAAAAGUAGCAUAUAUUAUGAAGAAACUGAAAGAAAUUUGCCAUACUCAGAGAAGCACCAGACGAUUCCUAUAUGAACUCUCUGUGGCACUUUUAAAGCUAGACUGUCAAGGAUUAGUAGUCCGUAUUACCCAGGAUACAGUUAUUUUUACUGCAGCGGUAAAACUUGGGAAGAACUGGAGAGAGUUGGCAGAAAAAUUAGCACGACUUACAAAACAACAAAUUGAUGCUUAUGAAACUCCUCAUCAUAAUAAAAAUGGAGAAGUUGCUCCAGAGAUGAUGUGGAAACCAGCUUAUGAUUUUCUCUAUACCUGGAGUGCUCACCAUGGAGAAAGUUACAGAGAUAUGUUGCAAGAUCUGCAUUUAGCUUUGGACAAAAUGAAAAACCCUGUGACCAAACAAUGGCGAGAAAUAACUGGAGCUCUAAUCCUAGUCAAUUGCAUGGAGGUUCUUCGGGCCAGUGCUUUCUCCAUGUUGGAUCAAGAAAAAAACUAAUUUUCAAAUUUAGAAAGAUAUUCUUUAACCAGUCUUCUUAGAAUAUCAAACAGGAAUAUUAAAACAGGAACAUUUUCACCAAGGAACAUUUGGAAUCUUUGUGAAAAUUAAUUCCUAUAAUGUAUUCCUUUAACUUGGAAAAAAAAUGAGUCAUUGAUUUUCAAGCACCACCAAUUUUACCUCAUUUUUAUUUAAAGCUAUUUAGUUAGUAAAUGUUUAUCAAAAGAACACAACUGAUGCAUGAUUUGAACAGAAUACUGAAAGAGUGCAGAAUACUGUAUUCAGGAAAGAAAAUGCAAUACUGAUGUUAAGAAGCAAGUUAUGUUGCUAGAGAAAAAAUAUUUUUUCCUAGAAAUUGAGUCAUAGAGCUCUAUUGUCAAUUCAAUCAAUUAUACAUAUAUUCAUGUAUAUAUGUUGUUCUAUGAUAGACUUUCCAGAUAUGUUUAUAGUUCUAUAUAAAUAUAGUUAAGACUGCCAGUUCCCAGGAUUCCCAGUUCCCAUAAUCAACCGCAUAAAAAAGUGUUUCUCAGCCUUGGCAAAUUUAAGUUGUGUGGAUUUGAACUUUCAGCCUUGCUAGCUGGGGAAUUCUGAGAGUUCAAGUCUUUAUAUCUUAAAAGUUGUCAACUUUAAGAAACUCGGCUAUAGAACCAGUGAGCUUGGAAACAAAUUUGGGAAAGCUGCUUUAUGAUAAUCACACUACUUCAUUGUAUGUAUCAAUUGAAUAUAUUCCCUUGAACAUAGUAUGAACUUGGCUAUUAAUUUCCAAUAAAAGUUAGGCACUGAGCCAUGUAUCUCUAUAAACUGACUCAUGAUUUUCUUAAUGGGAGCUAAGCAUGAGAUAUUCAAAGACUAUAUAAAUUCAAGGAAGCCUUCACUAAUUCAACUACUUGUUAUCUGACUGUACAACAGGGAACUCCUGUAAUUGUGUACAGGUUUGUCUUGAUUUAGAGCAUUUAAUGAUACUUGUCUUUCCUUUCAACCUUCAUGUGGGCUUUUUUGGGAGUGGCAGUUCAUUCUUAGCAAAUUAGAAACAUAUCAUCAUAUCUGUGUGGUUGUCCCAUCUGCUUUUUAGCUAUACGACAUUAUCAGUACUGUGUAAUAUUGAUCAUAUUUCUAAGUAAUUGUUUCUUUUUCUUGUUUGUGGGUAGGAUGAUUCUUAUAAUGAAAGCUGCUUAUUCGCAGAGGAAUCAUGACAUAAAUGCUUGCUUUUUUCAUUUGAAACAUAGAAAUUCCAAAAUUCAUAUUGUAUACUAUUUUUUCAUAGUUUUGAUUAAUUAAUGAAAAUAUAUUGUUACAAAAAAGUUUGAAUUAAUUCCUUGUUUCCAAACUAGCUAUUCUUUCAAAAAGGCUUUUUAUAUGUUAUGAUUUACUCUUGUGUUCAGUAUUUUUUAGUUAUGCUUGAAUCUUAAAUUCAAGUGAAAUCAAAAAGAUGAAUACCCAUUAACUUAUCAACGGUUGUUACAUUAGUCACUAUUUUUUCUUUCAUAUUUAAAAAUUACAUAGUAAAAUAGUAGUUAGAGACUGAAUUUGCCUGCCAUUUCAACUAAUAUUUACCAAAUUGUGGCUACUAUUGACAAUGUUAAGGCCAAAUGCUUCUUAAGAAAGAGGUUUCUUUUGGAAUUCAUAGGGCCCUUCAUUAAUUGCCUCUAUUAGCUUUUUUUUAUGGGAACUAUUCUAAAAUAAAUGGAAAACAAAUCUGAAAUUUCAAUGUAUAAAUGACAAUCUUACCUCACUUAACAUUUUAUUAAAAAGAAUACUGCCAUUAAUGUGCUAAUUAUGCUGUAGUACUUCUAGUCAUUUUUAAUGUUACAAACGGGGGCUUGAAUUCAGCUUGGUGAAUUAUUGGACGUAUCCAUGAGUGGAUUCUACACUGUGGAAAUGAUUUUCUACUACAUUUCCUACUAAAUAGUGCUUGACCCUAUUUAGUUUCUUAACUUGAUAUGGUCAAUCAGAUUCUGUCAUCUGCUGCAGUAACAGAUCUAUCUGUAUGCUAGUUUAUAGCAGCACAAGAUUGAACCCUGUAUUUAUCUUUUUGUUGAUUCAGUUGAUAUAACAUAGUUAAUAAUAGUUAAGUUAAAAAUUUCUUUGUUGUAUUUACAUAAUUAAACUUGGUUAGAGCUUGGGGAUGGGUUGGUGCCUUUAAGUCAGUGCUGACUCCUAGCGAUUCCUUGGACCAGUCCCUACAGUUUUCUAGACAAAAUGUUGGAAAUGAUUUGCCAUUGCUUAUUUUGGUUUUAAUCUUAGUUUUUUUUUAUUGCACAAACUCAGAUGUUUCUUUAAAAAUGCAGUGUAUUAUGAGUAUCCAGAAAAAGAAUUGAUUUGGAAUUAAGGUAAGCAUGUUGUAUGAAUCCAAUCGUUAAAAAAUAAAGGGAAAAUUUGAAAAAUGAUGGAAUAAAAUGUAACAAUAGGAUUUUUUCUUUGCUAUAUCCAUUUCAAGUUUUCCAUAAUUGCUUACUAUAGUCUCAACUAACAAAGCACUUUGAGACUUAAAAUGGUUUGAAUCUUUCAGAAAUAUCAGGCUAUAAUUCUAAAUGGAAUGGUUUUUUUAAAUGAAGCUUAUUUUGUAUUUCUGGAUUUUUAAAAACUAAUUUGUAUGACUUUGUAAUAUAUUUACAGAAUAUACUUUAAGUCAGAGGCUGAAAUUCUUAAAGUAAUAUGGAAUUAUUUCUAAUUUUGUUGUGCAAGUGUAUGGGUAACUUAAGCAUUAUUAGGUAUUGUUAUAUUAAUACAUGCACAAAGAAUAGCAAUAACAUUCAUUGUAAAGUUAAUAUAUGUACAAAGGGGGACAAUCAUAAUUUGCUUAGCAUUUUACAUAUUUCAAAUAGUAUUACAUAUUUCAAAUAGUUUCACUGUAGUGUUCAUAUUCUAUAUAAAAGAUUUGGAUGAUGGUUAAAGAUCUUGUUGAGAAACACCUAAUUUGGUGAUGAAAUAUUAUUGGAAAUAAAUAACCAAAGCAUUAUAUUUAUCUAGAUUAAUUAAAGAGAUUCUUCCAUUUGUUAAUGUAUUACAACUGCUAAUAUGAGCAACACAUGAUUGUGUUAAUUGCUUCUGUGAGGAAUUCCAAUUAUAAUAUUUCAAAUUCUGGAUGAGAUAAAGAUUGCACUGAAGUGUAUCUCAAGCUGGGGAAAGAAAAGUGAACGAUCCUUUCUGAAGGAAUAGCUGAUUAAACAAAGAUACAGUGUUUGAAAUGUAUGCUAAUUGUUCUUAGUUAAUUGUUUUUUUAAAGUUUGUUUAUUUUAAUUGCAUCGAUUUGGUCCAUACUGAUUUUCAGUAUGUUGAUACUAUAAAUAGCAUCCUUUCUACUGUAUUUUUCUUCAGUUUCUCUUGUGUUGAAAUAUCACUAUAGGCUGCAUACCAGUGCCUGUGUUGAAUGCAAGGGGCUUUCUUCAUCGUAAAUAUGCAUCUGGUUAGACUGAUAAUGAUACACUGUUGUUGAAGUUAUAUUAAUGCAGAACAGGUUUGCUAUUUUUCUGAAACUUGUGCAUAGCAUAGCAAGCCAAUUAUUCACACUGGGCAGGAAGAACAAGUAAAUAUAUAGAAGUCCCAGUUCAAGAGAUUACACCAUUCUAAGCACAAAGAUUAUGUUAAAAAGAUAUUGGGCUCAAAUAGCAAACUUCAGGAGAAUAAAUGUCAUAUGAACUAGGAAAAAUAUUUUCCCCCUUCAUCUUGUAUAACAUAAAAAUGGAAACAAAAAAACCCCUCUUUGUCUUUGACAGUUGUCUAUCUAGAUUUGAUUAACAGCAACCUGAUAAUGCAUGAUAGAGUUGGGGAUUAACAACUGAAAUACUGAAGUAACUCGUCACCAUGGGUUGAGAUCUUAACAGCUCUACAUCUCUCUACAUAUGGCAAUCCGAGUGAUGCCUUUCUCUGCCCUUGUGAUGCCCGGAGGCUGUAGGGAUCUAAACAAGGGACCAUAGACUUAGACUGAAUCCUGGCAAGACUGGGUGCAUUGAGCCUCAUGAUUUGAGUGUUUGCCAUCCCUAGUUGGACAGGGUUGCUCUAUCUCAUGAAGUUCGCAACCUAAUGGUUCUCCUGGACUCACAUAUGUUUCUCAAAGUGCAGAUGGCAGUCAUGACCAGGAGAGAUUAUACACAGCUCUGGUUUGUGCACAAGUUCCAACCAUUCCUGGAUCAUGACUUCCUGCACUCAGUUACUCAAGCCCUUCUUAUCUCUCACCUGGAUUGUUGCAAUGCACUCCACAUGGGGCUACCCUUGAAGUUCAUUCAGAAGCUUCAGCGUAUGCAAAAUGAAAGCAGUUUUUGGAACCCCUAGGAUGGCCCAUAUCAUGAACUUUACUGGCUAUGGAUCUACUUCUAGUGUAGUUCAAGAUGUUGGUUAUGACCUUUAAAGCCCUUAAUAACAUAGGUCCAGGCUAUCUGAUGAAUCACCUCGUCCUGCCAGGACAAUCCCAUCCUACUCAUGCUAACAGAAAGGGCCUACUUUGGAUCUAUCAGUCAAAGAACUCCAACUAUCAACUUCCAAAAAAAGGAGCCUUCUCUGCUGCUGUGCCUGCCCUUUGGAACACCUUACCUUGUAAAGUAAGAUCUGCCCCUAGUUCCUAUACUUCUGCAAGAUUCUGAAGACCUGGCUCUGCCGAUUUCCUGACAACCAAAUGGAAUUCCUCACCAGAGGUAGCUGCAAGAUAGAUGGCAGACGCCAUUUUCCAUCCUUGUUUGCUGUCCACCCAUCCAUAUUUUUUUUGUUAUCAUAUUGAUGUAUUCUAAUUGUGUUUCUUUUUCAAUGUUUAGUUUAUGGUUAUAUUAUUUUACUUCUGUUCACACUCCUUUCAUUUUCUUCCUUUUUAUUAUUGUAAGCUGCCUAGAGUAGCCCCAUGGUAAAAUAGGCACUAUAUUUAACAAAAUAAAUAAACUUAAAUAAAAUUUACUCAACUGUG